This is a messenger RNA of Lotus japonicus, 2699 nucleotides long. RefSeq names its product calcium-dependent mitochondrial ATP-magnesium/phosphate carrier protein 3-like. The record is from RefSeq and is a predicted model, not a curated record. NCBI's taxonomy places the organism in Eukaryota, Viridiplantae, Streptophyta, Magnoliopsida, Fabales, Fabaceae. Gene Ontology annotation, molecular function: calcium ion binding; ATP transmembrane transporter activity. The coding region runs from base 523 to 1965 and encodes 480 amino acids. The transcript has 5 exons. Gene Ontology annotation, biological process: transmembrane transport.
AAAUUAGAGAAAAUCAAAAUGCCUUGAGUGGAAGAGGAGAAGCAACAAAAAGCAGAACAUUGCCAGAUGCAGGAGAGGUUGAUUGAGAGGAAUAUCCAAUAAGGUUCCUCUUUUUUGCUACUCUCGUGUUCCUUCCCUUACCAAAUCCUCACACUUUGAACCCAAGAUCCUGCGACAAAACGUGAAAAGUUUCAUCAAUUUUGUUUCAGGUACUCUUCUUCUUCUCCAUCUGUUUCUCGAUCUUCCUCCACUGUUCUUAGUCCUCUCUUGAACAUUCAUUUCUCAUCCUGGAGUAGUAAGAGUGAAGGUAGAUAGAACAAGAAGAAGAAGAAGAAGAAAAAGCGUUGCAUUUACCCAUUUUUGUCAUUGAGAUUCUGAUUCUGACCCAUGUUUGUUCAGAGAGUUUUACUUCAGAUCUGAAGGCAAAGUUAGAAACUUUCGAGCUUUUAAAUUCAAUGCUCCAAAUGGGUAUCUCAGAAUUCAUUGGGAUUGUUUAAAGAUCGAAGGUGAAUAUUGAAUAGCAUGGGUAGUGGCAACAACAACAACAAGAACCACACGAUGGAUCAUGUUCUUCUGGCAUUGGGGGAAACGAGAGAAGAGAGAGAUGUUCGAAUCCGCAGCUUGUUCAAUUUCUUCGAUGGGAAGAACAAGGAGUAUUUGGAUUAUGGCCAGAUAGAAUCAGGGUUGUCAGCACUGAAAAUCCCACCAGAGUACAAGUAUGCGAGGGAGCUUUUCAAGGUGUGUGAUUCCAAUAGUGAUGGCAGGGUGACUUAUCAUGAGUUCCGCAGGUACAUGGAUGAUAAGGAAUUGGAGCUUUACCGCAUCUUUCAAGCCAUUGAUGUUGAGCAUAGUGGCAGCAUUCUCCCUGAAGAGCUCUGGGAUGCACUUGUUAAAGCUGGGAUUGAAAUGGAUGAUGAGGAGCUUGCUCACUUUGUGGAGCAUGUUGAUAAGGAUAACAAUGGGAUUAUCACUUUUGAAGAAUGGAGAGAUUUUCUUCUACUAUAUCCUCAUGAAGCAACAAUCGAAAAUAUAUAUCACCAUUGGGAGAGGGUGUGCCUUGUAGACAUCGGAGAGCAAGCUGUGAUUCCUGAAGGCAUCAGCAAGCAUGUGGACCGGAGCAAAUAUUUUCUUGCCGGAGGGAUAGCAGGUGCUACUUCUCGCACUGUAACCGCUCCUCUUGAUCGUCUGAAGGUAGUCUUACAAGUUCAGACCGCACGCGCUUCUAUUGUGCCGGGAGUGAUGAAGAUAUGGAAGCAAGAUGGUUUAUUAGGGUUUUACCGCGGUAAUGGAUUGAAUAUUGUGAAGGUAGCACCAGAAAGUGCCAUCAAAUUUUACGCCUUUGAAAUGCUGAAAAAUGUGAUCGGGGAUGCUCAAGGAAGCAAGUCAGAUAUUGGUACUUCUGGGAGGCUUCUUGCGGGUGGAAUGGCUGGUGGAAUUGCACAGGCUGCUAUCUAUCCACUGGAUCUUAUCAAAACUAGGUUACAAACUUGCGCCUCUGAAGGGGGAAGGGCUCCUAACCUGGGAACCCUUACAAAGAAUAUAUGGGUUCACGAAGGACCUCGUGCUUUUUACAGAGGGCUUCUUCCAUCUCUGAUUGGUAUGAUUCCUUAUGCAGGCAUUGAUCUCACUGCUUAUGAUACCUUGAAAGAUUUAUCCAGGACAUAUAUUCUUAAAGAUACUGAACCUGGUCCUCUCGUGCAACUAGGAUGUGGGACUAUUUCUGGAGCUCUUGGAGCCACUUGUGUCUAUCCACUGCAGGUUAUUCGUACAAGACUGCAGGCACAACCUUCGAACGAUACCAGUGCUUACAAGGGGAUGUCUGAUGCAUUUUGGAAAACAUUUCAGCGCGAAGGCUUUAGAGGUUUCUACAAAGGAAUCCUUCCAAAUCUACUCAAAGUUGUGCCUGCUGCCAGCAUUACUUAUAUGGUCUAUGAAAAUAUGAAAAAGAAUCUAGAGCUAGAAUAGAGUUUAAAUAUCUAUGGUUGGAUGUCCCUAGGUGUUUCCACCACCAACCCUUGUAGCCGCUUCAAGUGUUGGCUUAGCCCUGAGACAAGGUACUUCUGAAGAGUUUUGAAUAGAUCUACAUUGCAGAUAAAGUAUUUCCGGAGCUUAGUAGAGCAUACCUCAUGGAUGAGUUAUUAUUGUUCUUUGCUGAGGCAAUUGAGCUAAUGCAAAUACUUUGGUAAGUCUUGAAUUGUCAAUGUGACAAUAAAAAUGUUAUUAGUCCAGUAGGCAAUAUGACAAAUACUCAUUCUUUCUGAGCCUUAAAACACAUUUUUCCUGUCAGAAACUUAGAGUCUGUUUGUAUUAUAGUUGUAGGACACAGGACCGAUAUUUAAAAGACAGAACAACAGGGUUGAGUUGGGUUUAACUUCGGUUUUGUGUGCUUCGGAAAGAGGGAUGAGAAAUAAUAAACGUUGAGAAAUAACAAAUGUUGAGGAAUUAGCUUUGUAUCAUUCUUAGAUUGUAUGUGAAUCGUCAAACAUGAGGGACUUGUCCAGUUUCCAGUCUAUGAUCGACCCAUAUGAAGAUGGUUACAGAAAAAUCAACAAUUCCACCCAGGGUCCAAGUAAAAAACAAGAAAAUUGAACCAACCUAGCCCAAGGUUGUUUGAUUGGUUUGUAUUUCAAAACACCAUUUGAACCAACUUGGCACGAUUAGAACCUAAUAUUAAUGAUAAAUAAACUAUUAUUACAUCA